Coffea arabica (coffee) is the source of this 1149-nucleotide messenger RNA. NCBI's taxonomy places the organism in Eukaryota, Viridiplantae, Streptophyta, Magnoliopsida, Gentianales, Rubiaceae. The record is from RefSeq and is a predicted model, not a curated record.
AUGAGUGUAGCAGAGUAUGAGACCAACUUCACUAAAUUAGCCCGAUAUGCCCCUGACCUGAUAGCCACUGAGCAGAGACGCAUUCGAAGAUUUGUGCAAGGGCUCAAUGUGGAGAUUCAAGAGGGGCUAGCCACUGCUCAAAUUAACACGUAUAGUGAUGCCGUAGAGAAAGCUCAGAGGUUUGAGACGGCUAGAGCCCAGUCUAGGUCAUUCUUUGCUAGGAAAAGGAAUGCCCCUAGUGGUAGCAGGGACCCAAUUUCUACAAGUGCCCCACCGCCUAAGAUGGGUAGAGGAACUGGGGUAGUGAAUAACCCUAGUGCAUCGAGAGGUGCUUUAACAAAGGGUGCUGGAGCUAGAGGCUUUGGGGCGAGGGGAUCUGGAGUGAGAGGAGGGUUAAAUGGAAGGGGACCCCCUAGGAGUGCUCCACAAGGUGUACAAGUGUCAACCCCUCAGAUAACCUGUGGUUACUGUGGAAAAGCCAAUCAUAUUGCAAAUGAGUGUUGGAGAAAGGAGGGCAAGUGCCUCAGGUGUGGGAGUGCUGAGCACCAAAUUGCUAAUUGUCCUAAGAUUUCCGAGAAUGGGGGAAGCCAAGGAGGUGCCACAAGUUCUAGGCAAACUGCUUCUGGAGGGAGUCGGCCAAAGGUCCCGACCAGGGUUUAUGCCCUAGAUAGUCAACCUGUACCUGACCCUUCGGAGGUAGUCGAAGGUACACUUCCAAUCUUUCAUCGAUUAGCUAAGGUUUUAAUUGAUCCCGGUGCGACUCAUUCGUUUGUUAAUCCUGCUUUUAUGUGUGGAAUUGAUGUAAAGCCUGUACGAUUACCCUAUGAUUUGGAAGUUAGGACUCCUACGGGUAAUAAGAGCAUGCUCACUAGUUUAGUGUAUAAGGAGUGUGAAUUUUGGGUUGGAGAGCGAAAAAUGUUAGUUAACUUGGUGAGUUUGGACCUUAAGGGGUAUGAUGUAAUUAUAGGAAUGGACUUUUUGUCUUACCACCAUGCUAAGCUAGAUUGUAGAGCUAAAGUGGUGGAAUUUUGCAUCCCAGGUGAGACAACUCUCAAGCUAGAUAUAAGGGGUAGAUUAGCUUCGUCUGCUUUGAUUUCAGGGAUUCGAGCUAGGAAAAUGCUUCACAAGGGAGAGCCCAGGGUUUCUUAA